GUUGUGAUAAACUUAUUAAAUAGUUUCGACAAUGGGCCGGAGCUCAAAGGAUAAGAGAGAUAUUUACUAUCGAAAUGCCAAGGAAGAAGGAUGGAGAGCUCGCUCGGCAUAUAAAUUGCUGCAGCUCGACGAAACGUUUCAUUUUUUUGAAGGAGUUCAUAAUGCAGUUGAUUUAUGCGCUGCACCUGGGAGCUGGAGUCAAGUUCUAAGUAGCAAAUUGGAAGCAAGCCAGGAUGGUAAAAUCAUCAGUGUUGACUUACAGUCGAUGGCUCACAUACCCGGAGUAAUGCAGUUACAAGGAGACAUAACAAAAGAGACAACUGCGAACAAGGUGAUCGAGUUGAUGGAUGGGAAGAAGGCGGAGCUGGUGGUGUGUGAUGGGGCUCCAGAUGUGACUGGACUGCACGAUAUGGACGAGUACAUCCAGGCACAACUAGUUCUUGCUGCUCUCAAUAUAACUACCCACAUCUUGAAGGAGGGGGGCACUUUCGUGGCUAAAGUGUUCCGUGGCAAAGACAUCGACAUUUUAUGCAAGCAGUUGGAGCUCUACUUUGACAAGCUGUGUCUGGCGAAGCCACGCAGCAGUCGCACCAGUUCUCUGGAGGCGUUUGUGGUGUGCAAUGGGUUCCACAUGCCCCCCAACUGCAGACCCUCUCUGUUCAACCCCCUACUCAACCCAGACAGUUGUCUGCAGUGGGACAGUCUGACGGAGGAGGAGCGGGUGGUGCUGCCCUACGUGUCCUGUGGGGACUUGAGUGGCUUCGACUCUGAUUGUAGCUACCCUCUCAACAUGCAAGGACACGCCCCCUACCAGUACAGAGAGCCAGUGCAGCCGCCCAUAAACCCGCCCUAUGAACAUGCAGUGAAGUUGAAGCGGGCUAAUAUGUUGCAGCAGCCAUAGUACACAGAGGACGAGUACUUGAUAUUAAUCAGUCAAGACUGAUGGCCAAUAUCGAUUUUCGAGUCGCGCAUUGACUUGGAGAUAGCGAAGCAAAGCAAUGAAUGAAUCGAAAAAGUAUCUAUAGAAUAACUGAUUACUCUUUCAGAUUCUUGUUCAACUGAGCCUCUAGUUUAGCGUUCUGUUGCUGUGUAUGUAUGAAUUAGCAUCAAAAUAUCAUUAGAACUCAAUCGUUAAAUAAAAUAAAAUAUUCAUAAAUUUC
Symsagittifera roscoffensis is the source of this 1160-nucleotide messenger RNA. Its product is annotated as tRNA (cytidine(32)/guanosine(34)-2'-O)-methyltransferase-like. NCBI's taxonomy places the organism in Eukaryota, Metazoa, Xenacoelomorpha, Acoela, Convolutidae. Gene Ontology annotation, cellular component: cytoplasm. Gene Ontology annotation, molecular function: tRNA methyltransferase activity. The transcript is spliced from 5 exons. Gene Ontology annotation, biological process: cytoplasmic translation; tRNA methylation. The record is from RefSeq and is a predicted model, not a curated record. Bases 32 to 901 code for a protein of 289 amino acids.